ACAAGAGGAGGAGAAGGUGGGACACGGGCUUCACUGACCGGAUGACAUUCAAACACUGUUUGGCAGGACAAGCCUCAGAGAUAGACAGAGAGAAAGGAAGAGUGAGACGUGUCUGGGACAGCCCAGGAGGGACACCUGAGCCCUGAAGAGACACCUCAGCACCUCAAGGGAGACGGAGUCUGUGGAACACCCGACAACAACCUGCUGUCGCUCCUCCUCUCUUCGCAACCAGCUCUCAUCUCCCUCUCCUCCUCCUCCAUCCUCACUCCCUCUCUCAUAUGAUCCCAUCCUUCACUCCCUGCUCCAGAGAGAGAGAGUGUGCACCAAGAGAAGAGCCUGGGAGAGUUCCAAGACGCGGUGACUUAGGAAAGUCAAAAGAGUGAAAGAGACAGAAGUCAGGAACAGGCCAUGGCCCUGACGUCGCUGUCCUGGUGUCUCUGUGCAGCUUUGGCACUGUUGUGUGGCUCCUCAUGGCCCCAGGUUCACACAGCUCUGGCACCGGAGAAUGAGGUACCACUCCGACCCACUACAUGGUUACCAGAAGGAAAGAUCACCUCUAUAACUCUGCCCAAAGGACGCACUCGCAGGCUCUACUUCACACUGAGGAAAAAGGCUCCGGCAAUGUCGGUGACCGUCAGCCCCUGUGACCAGCCCGUCGAAUGGAGCCUGGCCGCCCGCACUUUAAAGGACAAACCGCUCAAAAGCCUGCAAUGGAGUAGUAAAAAGAGUACGCCUGAAGUGUGGUGGCAAGGUCCUGGGACUGAGGAGAAACUACACAGCUUCGCUGGCAGUGCAGUAAACACCUACGCGGGUCCUUCCUAUCCACAUGCUUCCAUCUACAUCCUGAGGCUGCGCUCCAAACAGCACAACACCAGAGCGACAGUAUUGCUCCAUGAAGGCCCGGGGCCCUCAGGCACCUUUCCUCGGCUCCCACCUGACCCUCAAGUUCACACUUUAGGUGUCGGCAUGACCAGUGUCACUCUCAGCUGGGUGCCCAGUGCCUCCAUCACCAGCCUCCCCCAGUCACAGAAGACUUACGACUACUGUGUCCUCGUCAACUCGCAGCAAAACUUCCCCAGCCUCUGUGCGGCCCGAGAGAGCAUGAGGAGAGAGAAACACCAGAAACAAGAGAAGAAGGAGAGGAGAGUGACAGUGUGGCCGAUUUUGAACGACUGGUGGUGGCAGCAGUGGGAUGUUUAUCCUGAAAGUCCAACCUCCUCCCUCGCUGAUGAGUACGCUGAUCUCCAGUGCACAUGUCAGGGGACCGAGAGUGUCUGCACCGUCUCCGAGCUCCUACCCGAAACCCUGUAUUACGUUGACGUCUUUGUGGUCGACCGGCUGAACGGGACCAGCAUGGCGUACAAGGGGACCUUUGCGCGGACGCACGAGGAGGCUCGGCCGGCGAUUACCACGUUAAGAGAAGGGGAGCUGAGGUGGGUGACCUUCAACGACAGGGGCUCCAACUCAGAGCAGUUCUUCACUUUCCGUCCUCGCGGUUGGCAGCAGAGUGGCCUCCUUACCCUGCAGAGCUGUGGAGUGGGUGAAAAAGUCAAGGCCACUGUAUCCAGUAAAGGCCAUGUUUUGACAUCCCAGGAUGUGGGAGGAGAUAUCUCGCACAUUUGGCUCCAGGGAAGUCCUUCUUAUCUUAUUCACUUGAAGAGAGAAGGGACUUCCUCAAAAGGUUCCGUCAAGAUGCAGACCUCUUCAGCCUACCACCGCAAAGGAGUCCCAUCUCUGCCUUCCACCUUGCAGAUCAAGUCCUUCAACCGGUUGCGCAGUUGCAACAGUGUCACGUUGGCCUGGAUGGGCACAGAAGAAAGAAGCCUGUACUGCGUGUACAGCAGGAAGUUGGGAAACCGUGAAGCGGAGGCUGGAGGAGAGUCGGCUCUAACUGCUCCCUGCCUGGGGCCAGAAUCCCGUUCUGACACUGAGAGGGUUCUCUGCAAGUAUUUCCAGGAGUUGAAUCCUCGACGGGCCGUCACAACAGCUGUGAUCGGGGGCCUGGAGCCAGGGAUAGCCUAUGUGUUUGAUGUCUAUCUAAUGAGACGCUGGGGGAUCCCUAUCAAGUACGCCAGCAAGAUGGUAAAGACCAGAAAGGAAUGCUGAGCUGCUGCCCCCUGUAGGAGGGUUUUUUAAUGUCCCUGCAUUGGGGGGGAAAUGCCAUGGACAUGCUGACCAUGACAAUAAAGCCAUGUGACUGUUGUGGAGAGACUGUUGCCAUAACAAAAGGAAAUCUUCCCCAGAGUUGAAGAGGUCAUGUUGAAAUCCCACUCACACUGUCUGUGCGCGUGGAUGUAAAUGGUGGAUGGAGGAUCCGCACACCAGCAAAAGUUCAUACCAUUGACAAUGCAGCGCUCGUGUUUUUGUCAUUUUCAUGGUUUUUUUUUUCAGUGUUGGUCAUGAUAAUGAUGUGCCAGUUGUCCAAGUGCUUACUCUGUGUCUGAGUACAAAGGACAGAUGAGGUUUGUGAUGACAGAAAUUUCAAAAACAACAACAGAGACCGUGCCAAAUAUGCAACAGAAACAGAUGGGGCAAUAAUUGGAUAACAUCUGAG
Molecule: messenger RNA, 2554 nt
Organism: Solea solea (common sole)
Lineage: Eukaryota; Metazoa; Chordata; Actinopteri; Pleuronectiformes; Soleidae
Gene: ndnfl
Product: neuron-derived neurotrophic factor, like
Exons: 4
Coding region: 409-2106 (565 amino acids)
Biological process (GO): extracellular matrix organization
Molecular function (GO): protein binding
Source: RefSeq, a predicted model, not a curated record